AAAUAGAAACACUCGUGUCGUUCUUCCUCUCUUACUCCCCUCCCUCCACCGGCUUUUAAGAAGAGCGAGUUGCAUCUUCUGCUUUUGUGGUGCGACCAGCAGGCUUUUUUUCCGAAACUUUGGCAAUUUGUUGCAUAAUUCUUGACUAGAAAUCUUAACGAAAAUAACAAAAACAUCACAAUGUUGUCGCGAACUGCGUUGUGCAUUAAUCAUCAAGCUUUGUCGCAUGUCAACGCGGUCUCGCAGUCGCAGAGAAUCCUGCUCAGACAUAUGCACAUCACGUGUCAAAUACGAAAUGUCGGAAUUAAAUGCAAUUCUUCAGUCAAACUAUCAAAAUACACUCCUGUUUUGGGAACCUGUACAAAGAGGUAUUCCAGCACCGCUAAAGUCACCAAUGAAGCUAUUUCGUCAACAACCAACAACGUUUCCACCUCAGCCGUCGCUGAUGGUCUAACAUCGAAAUUAAUCGAAAAUAUACCAGCUGACAAUGUGGUAUCAAUUUCCUUUAAUGAUGUGCCAGCUGAAUCCCCGAUGACACAAUCAUUCAACAAUGUCAACAAUGUAACAACUGAAACAAUUAUGCCGGCAACGAUUGAUAACAUAUCAGCUGAAUCAGUUGAGCAAAAUCUAGCGGAUGACACUUUAUCUGCUGAAGAGCCCAUGACAAAUUCUAUUGAGACUUUACCAACCACUACUUUGGAUGUAAUCAGCAACGUACCAACUGGAGCCUCAACUCCACAAUCAUUCCUUGAUCUACCGGAUGCACCUGUGCCCCCGGUAGUGGAAGCAAUAUCAUAUGUUGGGGAACCAUCUCUCGUAUCUCUUGGGCUAGGCAGCUGGUGGCCAUCAGGAAUAGUUCAACAAAGCUUGGAAUGGCUGCACAUAUCAUGCGGCUUACCUUGGUGGGAAUCCAUAAUGAUCGGUACACUAGCCCUGAGGCUUGCACUUUUUCCUCUGGUUAUAUUUGCCCAAAAGAACAAUGCUGCAUUAUCAAACAAUAUGCCGGAAUUAGCGCGCAUACAAGCAGAAAUGACAGAUGCGCGACUAGAAGGUGAUCAGUUGGGAGCGGCUAGAAAAGCACAAGAGUUGAUGAAAUUCAUGAAAGGGAAAAAUUGCAAUCCUGCCAAAGGUUUGAUUGUGCCACUCUGUCAGGCUCCUAUUUUUAUCUCCGUUUUCUUCGGAAUCAGACAAAUGGCUAAUUUACCGGUUGAAAGUAUGGCACAAGGAGGACUUUGGUGGUUCACCGACCUCACCUGUGCCGAUCCGUACUACCUAUUGCCUAUUCUCACAACCCUCACUCUCUCAGCAACUAUCGAGCUUGGAACAGAUGGCACUAAUCCCCAAUCCCUUGGAAUGAUGCGAUACGUUCUUCGAGCUAUGCCUUUCGUGUUCCUUCCUUUCACUUUAAACUUCCCUGCGGCCAUUCUAUGCUACUGGUGCUCGUCAAAUUUCUUCUCGCUCAUUCAAGUCGGUCUUCUGAAGAUACCCAAAGUUCGCACAUUUUUCAAUAUUCCAGCCAUCGUAAAACAUCCGCAGAACAAACAAGUCCAGAAGAAGGGUUUUGUUGAGAGUGCUAAAACCUCCAUGUCAAACAUCAGAACAACCCGGGAAAUGAGAGCGAGAUACGUCGCAGAUGAAGUACAGUUUCAUAGGGCAGGAAGAGGUCCAGUUCAGCAAACCUUUUCAUACGAUCCUACAAAGCAAUUUCAUCGAUCCGAUGCCGUUCAAGCAAAGAAGAGAUAAUUAGUUUUUUCCAGCACCGUUUUUGAUUUUGUAAAUACACGAAAUUAUAGACGAUAGAAAAAUAAGAGACCAAAAUGAAUCUGGCAGUUUGAAAAUCUCUCUCCAUCGAUCCUCUAUCGCUUUUCUCCAGUGAUAUGUUAUAGGCGAAUGUGAGAUUUGGAAAAAUUAAAAAUAGCUUUAAAACCAA
Molecule: messenger RNA, 1930 nt
Organism: Venturia canescens
Lineage: Eukaryota; Metazoa; Arthropoda; Insecta; Hymenoptera; Ichneumonidae
Gene: OXA1L
Product: OXA1L mitochondrial inner membrane protein
Exons: 15
Coding region: 181-1743 (520 amino acids)
Biological process (GO): protein insertion into mitochondrial inner membrane from matrix
Cellular component (GO): mitochondrial inner membrane
Molecular function (GO): membrane insertase activity
Source: RefSeq, a predicted model, not a curated record